Impatiens glandulifera is the source of this 726-nucleotide messenger RNA. RefSeq lists its product as uncharacterized. The transcript is spliced from 11 exons. The record is from RefSeq and is a predicted model, not a curated record. Gene Ontology annotation, molecular function: ATP hydrolysis activity; ATP binding; heat shock protein binding. Gene Ontology annotation, cellular component: cytoplasm. The coding region runs from base 1 to 726 and encodes 241 amino acids. Gene Ontology annotation, biological process: protein refolding; cellular response to unfolded protein. NCBI's taxonomy places the organism in Eukaryota, Viridiplantae, Streptophyta, Magnoliopsida, Ericales, Balsaminaceae.
AUGGAUUUGUUCAGAAAGUGUAUGGAGCCAGUUGAGAAGUGUUUGAGGGAUGCUAAGAUGGACAAGAGCACCAUCCACGAUGUUGUCCUUGUCGGUGGGUCCACUAGAAUUCCAAAGAUCGUCGUACAACAGCAUCGGCAGCGGCUCACAUCUCAGAGGUUUGAUAAUGGAUCCAUGUCCCGUCGUAUUGGAUCCGCUACUGGUUCAGGGCGCCGUGAUCUUUCUGAUUCGUUCUCGAAUGGAAAACCGUUGGAAAAGGAGAUCUGUUGUAAUAUCCAAUCGAUUAGGGUUUAUGAUGUUUCAAUCGGUACGGUGUUUCUUUCGGGAAGCGAUGCCAGUCGUGAUCAAUGCUGGGAGAAUAGACUUGAUGCCGAUGCAAUGAAAGUUGUUGCUACUGCACUUCUUUAUGAUUCACUGAGGAUAUUGACAAUGUUUUUUAUUUCUUGGGAAACUGAAGGUUCUCAAUUCUCAAAGUCGUGGAUGUCGAACUAUCAUAGUGAUGGUGUAUUGCCUAUGGCUGUAAAUAAUGAUGGGAUAGGAAAAACAUCACUCGAUGCUGCUGCAAUGAAAGUUGAUGUUGUGUAUAACCUUGUUAUUCAUAGUCAUUCCGUCAUAUUCAAGGACCAGUCUGUAUCCAAGGUAAAUAAUGAUGGGAUAAGAAAAACAUCACUUGAUGAUGCUGCAAUGAAAGUUAAUGAUGUGCCUGGAGGAAUUUCAAACCAAUGA